AUGGCUGCAGAGGCCGCAGAGGUUUUGAUCGCUCGUGGACCUGUGCCCGCUGAAGCAGAGCUUGGGACGUGGAUCCCUGCGAAUUGGAGGACUUCAGCCUCUGCAGGCGUUUUGGGCUUGGCAUUAGCUGGCCCAGCUGGAGGUUUCCUGGGAGUGGUGAAUACUGUCAUUACUGGCCCUGAAGCAAUGCAGCCAGAGUCUGCACUGGGGCAAGCCACGCAUUACACAGUUGCCACUGGCCUUGUUGUUGCCUGUGUGGCUGGCGGUCACAUCCUACUGGCAACUGCUGGCAUUGCUGGCUUGAGCUUCAAUGCUGCGCAAUAUAUGAUGGAGCCAGGAGCAGACUGCAAUCAUGACAGCCAAGUGAAUGAAGGUGAAGCGAGAGAAGAGGAGCAAGACACAGAGUCCUUGGCGUCCGUGGAUGACGAGCUUGCAGAUGAGAUUCAGGAUGUGUCGGAUGUGCCUCCCCCGCAGAGCUGGCUUUCGAGCUUGCCGUGCUUUGCAGGAUGUGCCGGAUGGAUGUUCUCUUCCGCAGCGCCAGUGUCUGAAGAACCAGAUUUGGACGUGGGAGAGCAAAGGAAACAUUUGCUCCGACGCAGCCACCGCAAUUUGAGGGAGUUGGAGGGAAGUGACGCAUCUUUUCUCCUCUUCGAGACUACGAAUCUUCCAAAGCCAAAGAUUCAAAGACGCUGCGAUGCUGCAAUGCUUCGUCCUGUCACACCUCUGGCAUUGAACAACGGAGGUAAAGAAGCAAUUGUAAACGAAUACUUCACCGGGCACGUGCUGAUGAUGCAUCGCCCGAUGGAGACACAGACACAGCAGACGCCAGCUCGGUAUUCUGAGUACUUUGCGAAGAAGACCCGUCGGUGGGAACUGCGACUGCAAGGUAGAUUUCACAAGCGUCCAAACGGCAAGCUCUACAUGGGCGUGGUCUUGAGGGAUUUUGACUACAGCGUGCCUCUGAGCUUUUUCACAUCCUGGCUAAGCACUCUCAGCAUCACACCACUGGAGUAUGUUGUUGGAAGCAAAGUCACCCUCAACUUCGGAGAUAGGGAGCAGGCCGCCAUGAAAGAUGAAGCGAUGUUUGCACAGGUGGUUGCAGGCUUACAGGCCUUCGACCAGAUCAUAGUUACGCCGCCUGGUGCAAAAUGUGUACCGCCCAUUGACGGCGACCUUGACGGCAUGGGCAUCACAAGGAAAGGUGCUCAAAGUUCCGCUGUCUGGUCGUCCAUGAUAGAGGAGAUUGAAGAAGGCAUCCAGCCUGGCAAUGUGUAUACCCUUUGCUUCUGGAGUGCUUCUCGGUUCUUAGAUCUCAUGGGAGGAGCACUUACCGAUCUGAUACCUCUGCUGCCAGCUAUUUCGCUGUCCACCUUUUUGGAUAAAUGGCCUCCCCAUUUCGUGUUCUAUGUGUUGGAGAAGGACAGAGCAACUGAGCCUGGUGAGCCGGGCGAGCUGUUGCAUUUGGAACGGAACAAGACCUACGUUCUCGAUUUGAUGAUGCUGGCCAAAAGCAAUUCGAACUUGUCUACCACCUUGGAAAGACCAAAGGAUGUUCACAGUCCAACACUCAGAAUGUUGAUCAAAGGAACCUGUGACUUGAGCGCACAAAAUGGGCAUUUGAUGAAUACUGAGAAUCAUCCUUUUGUCUCCAAGGAUCAACUUUGUCAAGACCAGAACCACUUGCAGCACAGAACUCAGAAUGAAGACGUCGUUGUUGUCAACCACCCUGCCAUAAGUGCUUUGUUGAUUGCUCCCAAAGAUCGCAUGCUGCGAUAUGAGGAAGUGGCAGAGGCUCCAUUCAGCCACAAGGUCCGUGGGUCACCAAGCGAGUUGUCCACUGCAACCACAGUAUGGCAACGGGAGGAUCCAGUGGUCACGAUGGCCAGGCUGAAAGGACAGAAGCAAUCAGCAACCAAGAAGUUGGUGUCAGAGCUGGAGCUUCCUGUGAAGGUCCCUUGGACCCUCGCUUCGACCCAGGAGUUGGAACAGAGCUUGUCCACAGUCACCAGUCAAGCAAGACGCUUGUGGAGGAGAGUAGAAGAUUCUGAACAGUUGGUGAACGAAUUGCAGGCACCUGACCCGGCAGUGAAAGCUGCUCAGGCCUUCUUGGAAAAGAACCAGCACCGAAGUGGCCUGGUGUUUGGCUCAGCUUCCGCUGCUGUGCUGGUGCUGGUGCUGCUGCGAGCGAAGAUUGCCCGAUUGGAGCAGGCAGCCUUCUACCGCAACAGCUGUCGGCAAGUGGAAGCAGAGGCAGCAGGCCGUACCUGGGCAGAGUCCCGAAAUUUGGGCGAGGCUAGGAGGGCGGAGAUGAUAUCCUUGAAGGCGCGGGACGCAACUGAAGGAAACAAGAGAAAACACACGCACACACUUUAUGAUAUACAUAUUCAAAUUGUAGAGCUUCGCACACCGGCGAUGCCAUAA
Messenger RNA from Cladocopium goreaui, 2421 nucleotides. NCBI's taxonomy places the organism in Eukaryota, Dinophyceae, Suessiales, Symbiodiniaceae. The record is from the annotation of a GenBank genome assembly.